AUGAAUAAAUUAUUAUUGACACUUGCAACUUUAGCAGUAAUUUUUUCACCAAUUAGUUCACAAAAAGCUUUUGGUGUUUGGAAUGAUUUAACUACCAAAUAUGUCUCAGUAGGUAUUGUUGAUUUAAGUACAUCUUUAUCAAAUGCUUCUUUUGUCAACACUGGUUUUACUUUCCCAUCAAAUUAUACUUCAAGUACUUAUAAUGCUGCAAAUGGUUUAAUUACUUAUGUUGCAACUGAAAUGUCAAGUGGAAUUUCAUAUAUGAAUACAAUUGAUACCAAUACAUGGACAUUAUUUAAUAGCUCAAUCGCUGAUAAUAUGAACCUUACCAAUCUUGCAUAUGAUCAAACCACAUCAUCAUACAAUAUUUUUGCUACAAUUACUACUGGUGAUGGUUAUCUUUAUGUUGUAAAAGUUUCAGCAUCAGAAGUUUAUUACAAAACUAUUGAUAAAAUUCCAAAUGUUUUCCCAAAUUCAACUGCAACCUAUUUAACCAAUAGUAAAUUAUAUUCAGUUUGUUUUGAAACUACUUCCUUUUCCAUCAAUUGUAACUACUAUGGAUUAGAUGGUACAGUAUUAAACAAAGAAAAUUUCAAAACUUCAAAUCUUGCAUAUCCAUGGGUUUCAAUCUCUUCUCCAUACUUAAUGCAAUACCUUCCAAAACAACAAACCACUCUUUGUAUUCUUAACCUCCAAAAUAAAAGCUAUGCAAACUUUUAUGGUAAAUAUCAAAUCUUUUGGGUAAGUGGUAAUUCUCAACAAUUAGUUAAUACCGGUUGGAUGAGUUCUUAUGACAUAGCUAGAGAUAACUUUGGUAGUUUAUUUGGUGAUUUCAGUUUACCAAGAGUUUAUCAAUUUGGUAUGGAUAACGCUGGCCAAAUUUCAUACAUGGAAACCUUUUCAACUUAUAAUAAUCAAUGGGUUAGAACUCAAAAAACUAACAACUUUGUUUUAAAUGCAUGGGCUUUUAUUUAA
This is a messenger RNA of Dictyostelium discoideum AX4, 975 nucleotides long. RefSeq lists its product as hypothetical. The transcript is spliced from 4 exons. The coding region runs from base 1 to 975 and encodes 324 amino acids. NCBI's taxonomy places the organism in Eukaryota, Evosea, Eumycetozoa, Dictyosteliales, Dictyosteliaceae. The record is from RefSeq and is a predicted model, not a curated record.